UCCGUCCUAGCGGGAUUCCAGUCUUGGGGAGUUUCCAAUGGCGUAUCAUUCAAAGGUCCGUAUUGGUGAGAAGCAGCACUCGUGUGAAACUUGUUCGAAGGCAUUUCCUCGUGUUUCAGAACUUAAGAGGCAUGAAUGAGUGCACACUGUUGAGAAACCAUAUUCUUGCGAACAUUGUUUAAAGACAUUCACUCGAUCUUCAUAUUUAAUUUCACACAUGAGAGUUCAUUCCAGUGAAAGGCCUUAUUCUUGUGGAGAUUGUUCAAAGACAUUUUCCAACCUUUCAAACUUAAGAGUACAUUUGAGAAUCCACACUGACGAGAAGCCCUAUUCGUGUGAAGUUUGUUCAAAAGCAUUUUAUUCGAGUUCACACUUAAAGGAACAUUCGAAAGUCCAUACUGGUGAGAAACCUUAUAAGUGCGAAAAUUGUUCUAAGUCAUUCACUCAACUUUCACAUUUGAAGCAGCACAUUAGAACUCAUGCUGACGAAAAGCCUUACUCGUGUGAAGUUUGUUCAAAAGCAUUUUCUACGAGUUCAAACUUAAAGCAACAUUCGAGAGUCCAUACUGGGGAGAAACCUUAUAAGUGCGAACAUUGUUCUAAGUCAUUCACUCAACCUUCAAACUUAAAGCAGCACGUAAGAACUCAUGCUGACGAGAAGUCUCAUUCGUGUGAAGUUUGUUCAAAAGCAUUUUCUUCAAGUUCAAACUUAAAGAUACAUUUGAGAGUCCAUACUGGUGAGAAACCUUAUAAAUGCGAACAUUGUUCUAAGGCAUUCACUCGACCUUCAAACUUCAAGCAGCACAUAAAAACUCAUGCUGAUGAAAAGCUUCAUCCGUGUGAAGUUUGUUCAAAAGCAUUUUCUUCAAGUUCAAACUUAAAGAUACAUUUAAGAGUCCAUACUGGUGAGAGACCUUACAAGUGUGAACAUUGUUCUAAGUCAUUCACUCGACCUUCAAGUUUAAAGCAGCACAUAAGAGCUCAUGCUGACGAGAAGCCUCAUUCGUGUGAACACUAUUCUGGAUUGCGUGACAGUGUACUUCAAAGUGUAACAUCAGUUUCAUCUCAAACAACACCAACACCAUCCUCUGCACGUACAUCCAGGGAAGUUUAUGACAUCAAGAUUUCAAGCAAUUAG
Molecule: messenger RNA, 1138 nt
Organism: Uloborus diversus
Lineage: Eukaryota; Metazoa; Arthropoda; Arachnida; Araneae; Uloboridae
Product: zinc finger protein 239-like
Exons: 2
Coding region: 218-1138 (306 amino acids)
Biological process (GO): regulation of immune system process; negative regulation of transcription by RNA polymerase II; regulation of cytokine production
Source: RefSeq, a predicted model, not a curated record